Molecule: messenger RNA, 1742 nt
Organism: Asterias rubens (European starfish)
Lineage: Eukaryota; Metazoa; Echinodermata; Asteroidea; Forcipulatida; Asteriidae
Product: COMPASS-like H3K4 histone methylase component WDR5A
Exons: 8
Coding region: 375-1529 (384 amino acids)
Molecular function (GO): protein binding
Source: RefSeq, a predicted model, not a curated record
CAAACGUUACCAAGUGCAGCCUAGUUCUCAAAAUAAAAUAUAUCCAAUUACCUAAAUUAAUUGUUCUCAACCCAAUUCAGUGUUGUUUUUUUAGGUGUGGCAGAACGCAAAGAAGGAUCUGCUUUCAUUGGAACCAACAAGCAUAAGGUAAAAGGGGUUACCUGGAGUUUACGAACAAUCUGAAGUUCUGUUUCUGCCGACUCUUCGAUCGCUGGACGUACUCGACUCUUGAGAGGGCUGCAGCACCACCGGUCUCCACAUCGAGAACUCUUGAACUCAUUUCGCCCUGUCUCCGGUGUACCGUGUUUCAUCUUGUAACCGUAUCGCUGGGGCCGAGAGCAGUAAAUAAAUAACCAACAAAUUCGUAAGUCAUCAUGUAUGCCUUGGCCGGUUUAUCGGGUGCUGGGGUGGCGAGGCAGUCAAAGCUUCCAGAUGAUUUGUCAUCGACCAAGAGCUCGCGGUCUACUCCCCGUAGCAGCGUGAUGAGUUUACCGGCGGCUGGGCUCAACUCCAGCGGGGACUUUGACGCGGAGCACCGGGCACGUCGGAACCCCGUCUCGGAGGGCAAUUUGCGUCUUCUGACUACUGUAGAUUGUCAGCAGGAUGUUAUGUGUUGUCGCUACAAUGAAGACGGGACGAUGCUAGCAGCAGGAUUUGUAGACGGUAGUAUCAAGGUGUAUGCAACAGAUACCGGUGCUGCUCUGUACAACUUGGUGGAUGAUGAGACGUCAGAUGCUCAUUUACCAUGCACCAGCAUCCUGUUCAGACCUUAUACACCCGGUGAUAAGUCUUUGAAUCUACUCUUAGCCACAUACGCUAGCGGUAUGGUUAAAUUCUGGCACACAUCCACCUGCACGUGCAUCCACACUACGCAUGAGAACCGGCAGACGUUAACGGUGGCAUACAAUAAGGAUGUAUCGAUGUACAUCACUGCUGGUUGCGAUGAAAAGAUUUAUGUAUACGAUGAUAACACCAGAAAGAGGAUAUUCACUUGUCAACCGAGUCCUUCCAUGAAUGUGAUGGACGGACAUCGUUCCCGCAUCUUCUCUCUCAAGUUUCACCCCAACAAAUCAGAGGAGUUUGUAUCUGGAGGUUGGGAUGACACUGUGCAGUUCUGGGACACCCGAACUGAACAUUCAAUAAGGAAACUGAUUGGGCCACACGUAUGCGGUGAUGCCUUGGACAUUGAUCCGUACCAUAAUCACAUUGUGACUGGAUCCUGGAGGAAAGAUUUAAACCUUCAGAUCUGGGACUAUGCCUCAGGGAGCCCGAUACGCACUGUGCCCCAAGACUUCAAUAAUUCACUGCUUUACUGUGCACAGUGGCUCGGUAAAGAUAACAUCGCUGUAGGAGGGUGUGAUGCCAAUAUGGUCAGGGUCAUCGAUAGAGGAACACUCCAGACAACCGGCCGGUUGGUGGAUCUCCCUCGUGGCGUCUACUGCUUGGACAAUAACAGAAAAGGCACAGUCCCUAAAUUUGUGGCUGGAUCGUCAAGGUAUCUCUACUUCAUGGAUAUGAAACAAAUGUAAAAGAUUUAAUAAUCCAAAGUUUACAUAAUCAAAAUUCAAAUUCACUCAUUUAUGUUUGGGAGUUGGUGCUUUCUGUUCUGCUCUACCAGUCCAAGGAGUAGGUGGCAACGACCUCUGGAAAAAUGGUUGAGUGUAGAUAACCUUGAAGUGGCCUUCAAGGCGAUGGACACUAUUGGUAAUUACUCAAAAUAAUUACUAGCAUAAAACCUUACU